Molecule: messenger RNA, 979 nt
Organism: Schistocerca gregaria
Lineage: Eukaryota; Metazoa; Arthropoda; Insecta; Orthoptera; Acrididae
Product: GTP cyclohydrolase 1-like
Exons: 3
Coding region: 120-860 (246 amino acids)
Biological process (GO): tetrahydrobiopterin biosynthetic process; tetrahydrofolate biosynthetic process
Cellular component (GO): cytoplasm
Molecular function (GO): zinc ion binding; GTP binding; GTP cyclohydrolase I activity
Source: RefSeq, a predicted model, not a curated record
UUGUUAAUAGUGUCUUAUUUACAGGCGCGCCUUGCACUUCGUAUUACCACUUUGUUUGGCCGGAGGUUGAUCUUACGCCGCGUGCGGAAGUAAAAAGAGACUCUAUCUUCGAAGGCAGCAUGGAAAAUAUGAAUGCGCUCAAGAAUGACCUUCAAAAUUGUUGCGAGCACAUGAGUCAGUAUGAAAUAGCCAAAGAGGAGAUAGUCAUUCCGGAAGUUUUACCACGUCGACAGAGCGAAAAUUCCAAAGAGGCGGCCAAGAAAAAGACUAAGACCAGAGAGCAGUUUUUAGAGCACCGGAGAAAAAAUGCCUCUAAUUUGUUGAGGUCUUGUGCCAACAUCAUUGAGUCUUUAGGUGAAGAUAUAACAAGGGAAGGGAUCAAAAAAACACCUCAGAGAAUGGCUCAGGCACUGAGCUUUUUCACAGAAGGAUACGAGAUGUCACUAUCGGAGGUGGUCAACGAUGCUAUUUUCUCUGCCGAAAGCAGUGACAUGGUGAUUAUUCGCAACAUUGAGAUUUUUUCUAUGUGCGAGCACCACUUCCUUCCAUUUUUUGGCAAACUGCACGUUGGGUACCUUCCUAGGGGACAUAUCAUUGGACUGAGCAAGAUCCCGCGGAUCGCGGAAAUUUUUUCUAAACGCUUGCAAGUUCAGGAAAGAUUGACGGUAGAAAUUGGCCAAGCUAUCCAAGAAGCGAUUAAACCGCUAGCAGUGGGCGUUAUUCUGGAAUGCACUCACUUGUGUAUGGUGAUGAGGGGUGUUCAAAAGCCAGGUUCUAGCACGGUGACGUCCAGCAUGCUAGGGUUAUUCAGAGAAGACGGCGAAUUAAGAAAGGAUUUUUUAUCAAGUAUAAAUAGAUAAAGCGCAUUGAAAACGGGUCGAAUAGGGAGAGGGAUGGCGAACUAGAAUUUUUGUAGCAUUCGCGGUCUGAAGCAUAAUAUUUUGUCAUCCUCAAUAAAGAAUUUUAACUGUACAACAAC